CUGAAUUUUGCCGACGGUAGUGGAAACGUUACUCCGGUCUGUCAAAAUCUGUCAAAUUCCCAGUAAUCUAAAUAUCAGUAAAUCCAAUGUACACUGUAACCUGCAGUUAAUAAAUAUUACAUUUAGAAGGUGCAAAGUACGAUAAAAACAACUUUUAAUCGACCUCGGAAAUUACUAGCUUAUUCCCUUCGGGCGUGUUAUCGCGGACGUUACUCACUACCCCUUGUCUGUCAAACGCAUCAAGUAACGUUUCAAUUUUUUAUCUCCAGCUGUUAGAAAUGUUAAGAAAUCUCAUUUGAUGUGAUAAUCAUGGACGAAGAAGUGUUUAGAGAGCAUUUAAAUUUCACAGUUUUUCUAGCCCUGAAAAAAAUGUUAAUUUUCCAAAUUACUACCCGAAACAAUGUCUGUCAACUUUCAUCACGGUACUUCGAUAUAUAACGUACAUAUAACGUUUCCACGAAACGGGUCCGUCAUGAUUACCACGUAAGGAUUUUAGAUUCAAACGUUCUUUGUCAUGCUAGUUCAAUCGCUGAUGUUUAUCAUAGUAUGACAGACACAAUAUUUUAAUGUCCGUAUUUUUAUUAAGUUCAGGAAAUGUGCAAACCGUUACGACUUAGUGUCAGUUGACCGACAUGACUAGAACGUUACGGGCUGCUUGACAGAGCUACUCACGUUGCGCGCCACGUUGCUGUAUUCUUGACCGACCGAUGCUGUGCAGUACAUGCAUUUGACAAUAACGUCACAAUUUCGCGAUUCUGCAGCUGAUCAGCAGACAGCUAUACCAAGGCGCGGCGAAAAGAAAUCUUCCGAGCAGUGGCGGUCGUAUCCAGGCGACCAAGAUCGGAUUUGUCAGAUAUGAAGAACAGAGAUUAACGUUUAUAAACAGUGACAAUGAGGGUUGAUCCAGAGAAGAAAGCCCGGCAAGCUGAACGUGCCCGGAAGUACCGCCAGGGUCUGUCUGAAGGUGAGAGGCAAAGGCAGAGGGAAUUGGCCAGGCUAAGGCAGCAACGAUUCCGAGAAAGGAAAAAAUGUCAAAGCAGGUUACCUCACCCAGCAGAGGCAUUGAAGGUGAAGCUACCCAUAAGGACCUCGAGCAAGAAGGAUUCAGUCUCAAAGGCAACGCGAUCGUCAGUUGAAGCAAGACGUGCCUACUGGAGGGAAAGAAAACAAGCUGAAAGACAAAGACUCAAAGAGAAGGAGCCACAAAAACUGAGAAGGAUUCGAGAAAAAGAUCAGAAACAAAAGAGAGAAAAGCGUGAAAUGCAAAAGAAAGUUGCAAGUUCCAGAAGGUCAAAUUGUGCAUCACAGAAUCCAUUCUACAAUCAGAAUACCUUCUACAAUCAUGUUUCCAAAGCAAGGAAAUCAUUGCCGGAGUCCCCAAGGAAGUUUGCGCAAGUUAUCAAGGCACUUCUGAAAAACACCUCACCUCGAAAACAGGCAGCACUGGAAAGGGAGGGAAUACAGUGGAGUACAAGUCCCCAACUUUCACCACGUGAGCUGAAACUACUGCAUCGAAAGUCAGCACUUACGUUUGCACGGAGGGUUUUGGCCAAAAAGAAGAAGCCAGGACGAAAACUCCCAAGGCAUGUUGUGGAGAAAGUGCAGUCUUUCUACAAGCGAGGGGACAUUUCGAGAAUGCUUCCACACAAAAGGUAUGCAACGAAGUGAGAUGGAGCAGCAUAUGUCAUGCAGAUGACGCUCAAGAGGGCCUUCCAGACCUUUUCCAAGGACUCUCCACGGUGCAAAAUAAGUUUUGCCGCCUUUGCAAAGUUAAGGCCAAGGAGUGUUCGACUCUUCUCAAGAAACUUUCAUGACACAUGCCUCUGUGUGUACUGUGCUAACAUCAUGUACAAGGUGCAAACAAUCAAGAAGAUUGUGAAUUCUGGAAAGUGUCAGAGUCCCAGAAUCACUGAUGAAUACCAGUUGAUCGAUCUCCUGCUCUGCCCUUUGCCUGCAAGUCAACGCUUUCACAAGGCAACUUGUAUCAGAGGUGAGUGUGACAAAUGCAGUGAUCUCGGGAAGAAACUGACUGAGUUAUGCCAUGAAUUACUGCAGUCUGAUGAUGGAAUGGACGUAACUUGGAAUCACUGGGAACGUCACACAAUGACAGAUGGAAAGUCGAAACGUGUCCUCAGUACAAAACAUGGUACCCUUGGUGAUCUCGUCGGUGAAUUCAGAAAUGAUGUCCUUUCACCCACACAAGGUUUAAAUUUCGUUCAACACCUCCACACUGCAAGGUGGCAGCAACGACAGUUCCAAAGGAUUAAGGACAACCUACCUGACAAUGUUGCAUUGAUGGUGAUGGACUUUGCUCGGAACAGAAAGGUUUUUUACCAAGAUGAGAUAAAGGCAGCCUAUUUCACUCAACAGCAAGUCACAAUGCAUCCUGUAGUGUGCUACUACAGGGAGGAUGGUAGUGUUGUUCGGGAAUCAGUUGUGUUCCUGUCAGAUGACCUUGGGCAUGAUCACCAUGCUGUUAACCACUUCUUGAAGUGCACAGAAGACUACCUGUCUGCUAACCACACCAUCAACAGAGAAAUCAUAUUCAGUGAUGGGUGCACCAGCCAGUACAAGGGACGCGGCUCAUUUGCUGAUUUGAGCCUCCAGACUGUGAGAACUGAGCGACACUUUUUUGGGUCUGAACAUGGCAAAGGAGAAGGUGAUGGUGAGAUUGGCCUUAUUAACAAAGCCAUUGACCGUGCCAUCUUGUCAAGGGAAGUAGUCAUUAACAGUGCAGAAGAGAUGUUCACAUGGUGCUGUAAGAACUUGUCGUCCUCAGAAAGACCAUCUCGCAGAAAAUUCUUUCCUUGUCAGAAAGGGCGAAAUUAA
Molecule: messenger RNA, 2829 nt
Organism: Lytechinus variegatus (green sea urchin)
Lineage: Eukaryota; Metazoa; Echinodermata; Echinoidea; Temnopleuroida; Toxopneustidae
Exons: 4
Coding region: 1687-2829 (380 amino acids)
Source: RefSeq, a predicted model, not a curated record